AUGGCUGCUGACGACGAACUACUGCUCCCGCUGCCACCCGGGCUGUUGGAAACCGGCAAACAGGGUCUGGACGAAGUAGAAGUAGCGACUGAACCCGCCGGUUCCCGGACAGUCCAGGAGAAGGUGUUCAAGGGCCUGGACCUCCUUGAUAAGGCUGCCGAAAUGUUACCGCCGCUCAAGUUCAGCCGAAAUGAAGAUUUGGAAGAGAUUGCUUCCACCGACCUGAAGUGCCUGUUGGUGCCAGCGUUUCAAGGAGCCCUCACCAUGAAACAAGUCAACCCCAGCAAGCGUCUAGAUCAUUUGCAGCGGGCUGGAGAACACUUUAUAAACUACUUAACUCAGUGUCAUUGCUAUCAUGUGGCAGAGUUUGAGCUCAAAGCCAAGAGCAACUCAGCUGAAAAUCACACUGCUAAUUCCUCCGUGGCUUAUCCUAGCCUCGUUGCUAUGGCAUCUCAAAGACAGGAUAAAGAAGAGAGAUACAAGCAGAAGAAGGAGUUGGAACAUAGGUUGUCUGAAAUGAAAUCUGCUGUGGAAAGUGGUCAAGCAGAUGAUGAGCGUCUUUGUAAAUAUUAUCUUCUUUACCUUCAGAGGUGGAUUGAUAUCAUCUUUGAAGAGAUUAAGAGCAUUGACCAGGAAAUUAAGAUCCUGAGAGAAAGAGACUCUUCAAGAGAGGCAUCAACUUCUAACUCAUCUCACCAGAAGCCUCCAGUGAAACCCUUCAUUCUCACUCAGAAUACUGCCCAAAUCAAAGUGUUUGGAGCAGGUUAUCCAAGUCUGGCAACUAUGAUGGUGAGUGACUGGUAUGAGCAACAUCGGAAAUAUGGAGAAUUACCAGAUCAGGAAAUAGCCAAGGCAACACCAGAGAAAUUCAGAAAAGCAGCUCAGCAACAGGAACAUCAAGAAGAAAAGGAGAACGAGCAUGAUGAACAAACACUCUACAGAGCUCGGGAGUGGGAUGACUGGAAGGACACCCAUCCUUGGGGCAACCACCAGAACAUGGGCUGCAGGGUGCACACCUCCCCCACCAAGGAAAGCCAGGCAGUCCUCCCCUCCCUGGGUUCACACUUCAGCUGUGUACAACGAAGGCAAAGAUGCUAA
Messenger RNA from Piliocolobus tephrosceles (Ugandan red Colobus), 1098 nucleotides. Its product is annotated as immunoglobulin-binding protein 1-like. Gene Ontology annotation, cellular component: cytosol. The transcript is spliced from 2 exons. Gene Ontology annotation, molecular function: protein phosphatase 2A binding. The record is from RefSeq and is a predicted model, not a curated record. The coding region runs from base 1 to 1098 and encodes 365 amino acids. Gene Ontology annotation, biological process: regulation of signal transduction; regulation of dephosphorylation. Lineage: Eukaryota; Metazoa; Chordata; Mammalia; Primates; Cercopithecidae.